AUGGAAAAUGAACUUUUAAAAGAAUUAAAUAGUGAACUAAAAAGUAAAAACAAACUACUGGAUAGUAUUGUUAAUAAGGUAAAUAAUCAAGUGAGUGAUCUGUCGUAUGCUAGUGUAGCUAAGAGUGAACCAAAUAAUGCUGAUCGAGUGACUAAUAUUUAUGUAAAACCGAAAGAGAAUAUUAAAAAUCCUCAAACUUUAGCUAAGGUUAAAAACAAAUUAACUUGUGAUCUUGCUAUUCCUAUAAACACGGUCAAAGAAAAUAAAGAGGGUCAUGAGGCUAUUAAAUGUAAAAACAAUAUUGAUGUGUCCAGAGUGAGAUCUGUGCUGAGUGAUAAACUUGGCCUUGAUUUCAGUGUUGAACUGGAGCAGCUAAAUCUACCAAAAAUCAAGGUUAUUAAUGUUGAUUGUGACUUAACUAAGGAUGAACUGUGUGAUGAUAUUUACAAUCUCUUUGUUGUCAAUUCAAAUCAUAUGUCUAUGUUGACAGCGCUACUGUAG
Molecule: messenger RNA, 501 nt
Organism: Cotesia congregata
Lineage: Eukaryota; Metazoa; Arthropoda; Insecta; Hymenoptera; Braconidae
Source: the annotation of a GenBank genome assembly